This is a messenger RNA of Cylas formicarius (sweet potato weevil), 1648 nucleotides long. Its product is annotated as ribitol 5-phosphate transferase FKRP. NCBI's taxonomy places the organism in Eukaryota, Metazoa, Arthropoda, Insecta, Coleoptera, Brentidae. Gene Ontology annotation, biological process: protein O-linked glycosylation via mannose. Gene Ontology annotation, cellular component: Golgi apparatus. Bases 121 to 1629 code for a protein of 502 amino acids. The transcript has 2 exons. The record is from RefSeq and is a predicted model, not a curated record.
UUAUGUGGAGUUGUUUUAAAUUUUGAAAAUGUCCAAUCAAAGAUAUUUUAUUUUUGUGCGAUCACAACUUGAUAUAAAAUAAAUCGCAAUAAUAAAGCGCAUUCUUUUGAUGACAAGAUUAUGCGUUUAAAAUGCAGUAAAACACUGUUUUAUGCUGUUGCUUUGAUAAAUAUUUUGUUUAUUUUUGCACGAGUGUAUAAUGCGUUUUUAGACUGGGACGUCGGUGUAAAGAAUAAAUUAUCAAAGGGCCCUUCUAAACCCACACUGACUAAGCGGCUAAGCAGAUUGGUUACGGUAAUAAUAAGAGAGUUUGAAUCCAAUGAAAAUGAUGUAUUGUCAACUGCUCAAAACUUUCUCAACUUCUUUCCCAGCAUGGUUGUAUGGGUUUUGUACAAUGACGUGAUUUACCCCCCUCUGGAUCUUGUGGCAACAAAUAAUUCCCAGAAAAACAUUAGACUUCAUAACCUCUCUCCAAAUCUGAAAGGAAAGUUUGAUGUUGCCUACCACAUUAAUACAAAAUAUGUGUUGUUUGUACCCGAUGCAGUAAAAAUAACGUCGAGGCUGCCGUUGAAUAAUAUGGUGAGCCGAUUAGAGAGUUACCAAGACCGACUUGUGGCUCUGGGAGUUAACGAUCAUUUAGAUUUGAAAUGUUUAAAGAUUCAUUUGAACAUACGAGAGUGGUCACUUAAAUAUAGCUCUUCAAAAGGAGUUACAUGCGACGGAGUGUCAGGAAAGCAUUUGCUAAUGAUGGAAAAAGCAGUAAUGCAGAAGUUGCACGAUCCGUUUUUGUUUCCUUUCCCGCAAGCUUUGUAUGUACAAACUGCAGCCCAAAAUCUAAAGGUUAGUAUCAUAAAAGGCUUUUCCGUAUUCAUAGGCCGCCCUAUUCUGAGGUCCCAUCACUCACAAAUAAAGAAAAAGCAGAAUGACCGAGAAAAUUUUAAAAAGUUUUAUCAUGUGUUUAAAAUUAAGCAAGUGAUUCGGGAGAAUGGAGCUACAGAGUGGUAUGGGUGCAGCAGGGACACAAACAUGUGUUUUGGCUCAGUCAUCAAUUCAAUGCCCUCUUAUUUGUAUGAGAGAAGGUGGACACCCCCAUGUUGUUUAACUAAUUUACGGAAGACUGCCCGACAUGUUUUUGCAACAUUGGAUGAGACGGGUAUUCGGUACUGGUUGGAGGCUGGUAGUCUCUUGGGGGCCAUGAGAAGUGGAGACAUCCUACCCUGGGACCACGAUGUCGACGUCGGUUACAUGCGGGACGAUUUACUUAGAUGUAAAGCCCUAAAGAGAGCCACAGACAAACCAACCGUGGACAAAAAGGGUUUUCGUUUUCUUUGGGAAAAGGCAACCGAAGGUAAUUUUUACAGGGUGUUUUUUAGUAGAACGAACCGAAUUCAUGUAAAUCUAUUCCCGUUUUAUACCAAAAAUGGGACUAUGGUCAAGGAUUCGUGGUUCACAGGCCAUAAAAAUGUUGAAUUCUCAGAAUCAUUCUUGCAUCCGAUGUCAAGUAUUGAUUUUGUGGGGCGCAGUGUUCCCAGUCCCAACAACAUUAGGGAUUUUUUGGAGCUCAAGUUUGGCAAGGGUUGCAUUGAGAAUCCUCAAUAUCCCGAUCCCUCCAAAAUGAGUUUCCCAUAACCUUUUUGCUCUACUAUUC